GCCCCCGCCCGGCCGGGCAAAAGGGGAGCGGGGCGGCUCGACGGCUCCAGCAGCAGCUGGCUGAUCCCGCCAGGCGCGGGGAGAUCCAGAGCCAGCCCGGGAUCGCGCGCAGGUUUGCCCGUAGCAGCAGCAGCGUAGUCCGGGGUGGGGGUGAGGGAAUCCCUCCGCACAAGCAUCCACAGCCAGGAAUGAGCUAUCGGACCACCCGCCCGGGAACUAUGGAGAAAGAGAUCAGCGUGGGGGACGACGCCGAGUUCCGGCUGAUCCUGGUGGGAAAGUCCAGAGUAGGGAAGAGCGCCACGGGCAACACCAUCCUCGGCCGGAGAGAGUUUGAGUCCCGGGGGGGAACGUCCACCACCGUGAGCUGCCAAAGGGGUCAAGGAAGAUGGCACGAGAGGAAGAUCUCCGUGAUCGACACGCCCAACAUUUUCGAUUCUGAAAACCACAGUGAGAUUGUGCAAAAUGAGAUCACGGCUUGCGUCCAACUCUCCCGGCCUGGACCCCACGCCCUGAUCUUUGUGACCCAGGUGGGGCGCUUCACCACCGAAGAUGUGACAGCUGCAAAACGUGUCCGGGAGAUCUUUGAGGCCGAGUCGGCCAGGCGCACGAUCGUCCUCUUCACCUGCAAGGAGGAUUUGGGAGGGGAAUCCCUGCAGGAAUACGUCCGAAAUUCCAACAAUCGCAAUCUGCGGGCGCUGAUCCAGGGGUGUGGGAACCGCUACUGUGGCUUCAACAACAAGGCUGCGGGAGCCGAGUGGCAGGAACAGGUCUCGGAGCUGAUGGAGCUGGUGCAGAGAGUCGUUUCGGAGAACGGGGGGAGACACUACGUCAGCUGGAUGUACGAGUUGCCCACGGCAGCUACGGAUGACGAGGCCAAGCCGGCUCCAGUUUCCCUGAUGGAUGCUCCUGUUCGUCCUGCGGAGGGAGAAUGGGGAGACCUGAUAAUGGACAUUACGGCAGCCGGCAGACCUGAUUCUGUGAUGGAUGCUCCUCUUCGUCCUGCAGAGGGAGAAUGGGGAGAGCUGAUGAUGGACGUUACGGCAGCCGGCAGACCAGUUCUAGAUUCCGUGAUGGAUGCUCCUCUUUGUCUUGCGGAUGGAGAAUGGGAAGAAGUGACAAUGGAAGAUACGGCAGCGGGGACACCAGUUCCAGAUUCCGUGAUUGGUGCUCCUCUUCGUCCUACGGCUGGAGAACGCAAAGAAGUGACGAUGGAAGGGGAGGACGCCGAAUUCCGCCUGAUCCUGGUGGGAAAGUCUGGAGGCGGGAAGAGCGCCACGGGCAACACCAUCCUCGGCCGGCCGGUUUUCAAGUCCAUCCUGGAGCCGAAGACCACCACCCUGAAGUGCGAAAGGGGGCAGGGAAACUGGCAGGACAGGAAGAUCUCCGUGGUCGACACACCCAACAUUUUCGAUUCUGAAAACCACAGUGAGAUUGUGCAAAAUGAGAUCGCGGCUUGCGUCGAACUCUCCCGGCCUGGCCCCCACGCCCUGAUCUUUGUGACCCAGGUGGGACGCUUCACCGCCAAAGAUGUGACAGCUGCAAAGCUUGUCCGGGAGAUCUUUGGGGACGAGUCCGCCAGGCACACGAUCGUCCUCUUCACCUGCAAGGAGGAUUUGGGAGGGGAAUCCCUGCAGGAGUACGUCCGAAAUUCUGACAACCGCAAUCUGCGGGAGCUGAUCCAGGGGUGCGGGAACUGCUACUGUGGCUUUAACAACAAGGCCGCGGGAGCCGAGUGGCAGGCGCAGGUCUCGGAGCUGAUGGAGAAGGUGCAGAGAGUCGUUUCGGAGAACGGGGGAAGACACUACGUCGUCCGGCUGCACAAGGCGCCCCAGACAGCCACGGAUGAGAAGGCCACGCCGGGGGAGGACGCCGAACACCGCCUGAUCCUGGUGGGGAAGUCCGGAGGCGGGAAGAGCGCCACGGGCAACACCAUCCUCGGCCAGCCGGUUUUCAAGUCUGUCCUGGAGCCGAAGACCACCACCCUGAAGUGCCAAAGAGGGCAGGGAAGCUGGCAGGACAGGAAGAUCUCCGUGGUUGACACACCCGACAUUUUCGAUUCUAAAAACCACAAUGAGGCUAUGCAACGUGAGAUUGGGGCUUGCGUCGAACUCUCCCGGCCUGGCCCCCACGCCCUGAUCUUUGUGACCCAGGUGGGACGCUUCACCGCCGAAGAUGUCACAGCUGCAAAGUGUGUCUGGGAGAUCUUUGGGGACGAAUCUGCCAGGCACACGAUCGUCCUCUUCACCUGCUUGGAGGACUUGGGAGGAACCCCCCUGCAGGACUACCUUCGAAUGUCUGACAACCUCAAUCUGCGGGAGCUGAUCCGGCGGUGCGGGAACCGUUUCUGUGGCUUCAACAACAAAUCCGCAGGAGCCGAGUGUCAGGCACAGGUCUCGGAGCUGAUGGAGAUGGUGCAGAGCGUCGUUUCGGAGAACGGGGGGAGACACUACGCCAACCGGCUGUACGAGUUGCCCAUGAAAUCCCCAGAUUCGGCCUGGGCCAAUCGUCCGGAAACGGCUGGAAGCAUCCGAGGGCCCGAACGGCGGAUCGUCCUCGUGGGCAGAACCGGAUCUGGGAAAAGUGCGACGGGGAACACCAUCCUGGGGAGACGAGUCUUUGGGAUGUCACCUACGUCAGCUACAAAAAGUUGCCAAAAGGAGGAGACGCUGUGGAACGGCAGGGGGAUUGUGGUGGUUGACACGCCUGGCUUCCUCGACACCGGCCAUCCAGAGAGGGCAAAUGCUGCUGAAGUGAGCAAAUUAUGGUCCCCGGGUCCCCACGUUAUUCUCUGGGUCAUGCGCCCCGGCCGUUUCUCCCAGGAGGAGAAGGACGUGGCUCGGAUGAUCAAAGAGAUCUUCCGCGAGAAAGGCAGGAAUUAUAUGAUCGUCCUGUUCACCCACAAAGAUAAGCUGGAAGGUCUUUCUCGUGAACGUUUCAUGUCUUUCCAAGAUCAAAAGAAAUAUCUUGCUGAAUGUGGGAACCAUUACCUGACUUUCAACAACACGGCCAAAGGAAACGAACGGGAGGCUCAGAUGACCGAGCUGAUGAAGAUGAUUGACCGGCUCGUAUUUGAGAACGGAGAUGCCGUUUAUUACAUGGAGGACAUGCUGAAGAAAGACAUCGAGAACUUCAAAAAAAACCGUACCUCCUCCUCGUGUCCUAUUGUCUAACACAGGCCUUUCCCCACCUUUUCACAGAUUGUACCACCUUUAGGACAUGGCAAUAUUCGAGUACCACCAGUGGCUUAGCAAGGUGUGAAAAACUUGAUGAGCAAAAAAAAAAAAAAACCCCAGGAAAAAU
This is a messenger RNA of Crotalus tigris (Tiger rattlesnake), 3300 nucleotides long. Its product is annotated as GTPase IMAP family member 8-like. The record is from RefSeq and is a predicted model, not a curated record. The transcript is spliced from 14 exons. NCBI's taxonomy places the organism in Eukaryota, Metazoa, Chordata, Lepidosauria, Squamata, Viperidae. Bases 189 to 3170 code for a protein of 993 amino acids. Gene Ontology annotation, molecular function: GTP binding.